GUGAUUGGUCGGCCGGCUUGCCAGUCGCCGUCCACCCAGGUUAGGUUGCUCCGUACCGUUGUGAUGCUGCUCAAUUGAUGGGCGUACAGAAGGAGGAUACCCUUACGUGUUCCCAUUGUACAGCGCCAGGAAAACCACGUUCGUUUCUGCUUGAGUCUGCUUUUUCUGCGGCAAAAACCUCCCGGACAUCGGCUGUUUUUUUUUCUUUCUUCUUUUCUUUCUCCCCUGCUCCGUUCCCCCCUCUCUCUCUCCUCUUGACGAGCAGCUCCGGAGAUGCUGUUGCGGUCGUCUUAAAGGGGGUGAAAGAGAAAGCGCAUGACAGGAUCAGCAAAGGCAUCGCGGCUAGCGCCACAUCGCCGUGCAUCACUUUAAUUCAGGUGAGCUUGUUUGAUUGGAGGGCUCCAUGGCGCACUCGGACACUUUGGGGAAAUUGCACCUGCCAUGAGAGCGGACGGCGGUGGUGGCGGUGGCGGUGGUGGUGAGGGGGGGAGGAAAAUAAACCAAACACAUGGACGGACCUCGCGUCGGACUGUCAGAUCAGAGUGAGCUGGCCCCUCGCUGCGCCGCCGUGGAGCCUUAACUGUUUUCUCUGUGGUGUUUUUUUUUUACUCGCCAACCCACCCGAGUGCGAGGAUGACAGCUGAUCGCCCCUCCUCUCCCCGGACCGGGAUAAAAAGGCGCUCCAACUGAGCGAGCCGCCUUCUUUCCUCCCAGCUGCGUGUGACAAUAGAUGGAGCGCACGGGGCUGUGACAUUUGUCUUCCUCCUAAUCAGGGUUUCUUUUUUUUAUUUUUCCUCUCCACUCUUCACACUCUGUCAAAAGAUUUUCACACUAAACGUAGUUGGGCCGCUUCACUGAUUCAUUUUCUCAUCAUUUACAAAGAUCAGACCCUCCAUUAAAGGGGCUCGCCUCUCCACAUGGACGGAAACUUAAAUUUCUCUCCCCCCUGCUUUGCUCCUCUUUGACGCCUUUCGCUAAACCCACGACCGGCGGGGAUGAUCCUUGAGUGGCCGAUGAAAUAAUCGGCGUCGCGGUGUCAGCAAAGGGCUUGAGCCGCGGGGGGAUUUGGGUAGAUUAUCGCUAGAGUGCUAUUUUGCUCAGCCGGUCACACUCUCCACUGAAUUUUAGCGGCUUUGGGAGCUGCAGCCUUUUCACUGCUUUCGCCCAAGUGCGUGUAAACUCCAAAAGCUACAGAGGUACAAGAGAGAGGGAGGGGAAAAAAAUAAAGAAAAAAACACGAGUGGAUCUGCAAGCAAUGCCUUGCAAAGAGGUAUUUGGAUCCAGAUCUGAGAAGCCGAUCCGCCUGUCGUCACGCCGCGGAUGUUGGGGACGCGCCUCCGGGUUGUAGUCAGCGCUCCGCGCCCCGGGAUGCCGUCGCUGUGACUUCGGGAGAGGGUGGUGCGCCGAGCAGAAGAGCCCCGCCAAGAGACGAGCAGCGCCUUUCCCAGGAGCGCCUUCUGCCCAGGAGGAGCCGUUUUGUCUGCCCGUCCACCGGAGGAUGUUUCAGCCAGGAUGCUGCGCUUCCCCGUGAAGAAGAUCCGGAAGCAGUUCAAGCUCCUGCUGCUGCUGGUGCUGCUCACCUCAGCCGUGUGGUUCACCUAUCUGCACAUCAACCAGGGCAAGACCAUCAAGCUACACUUCAACUACGGAAAAGAUGGAGAGAGACAGACGGACGGGACGGACGCCAGCCGAAAGAGGGACGCUCGCUCCUCAGCCGGACACCACAAGAGCGAGGACACCAGUGACAGUAGGGAGGACGAGGCGGCAGAUGGUGAGCCAAUCAUCGGAGGGGCUGAGAGCAGAUAUCAAUCCCACAUCCGAAAGUUUCUCGGCCAGAAGCACAAGAAGUUACUAUGGAAACCAGAGUAUAAGGGCCAGGCCAACCUACAUGUGUUUGAGGACUGGUGCGGCUCCUCUAUAGCCCAGCUCAGAAAGAACCUUCACUUCCCUCUCUAUCCUCAUACAAGAACCACAGUGAAGAAGCUAGCAGUGGCUCCAAAGUGGAAGAACUACGGCUUGAGAAUAUUUGGUUUCCUUCACCCUUACAAAGACGGUGAUUUCCAGUUCUCCGUCUCAUCUGAUGAUAACUCGGAGUUCUGGUUGAGCCCUGAUGAGAGUCCUCUCAAUGCCAGGCUGCUAGUUUACGUAGGACAGCUGGGUACAGAGUGGACUGCUCCAGGCGAGUUCACCAAGUUCAGGUCCCAGUCCUCCAAAUCUGUGCACCUGAUGUCAUCCAGACGGUACUAUUUUGAAAUUCUUCACAAGCAGGAUGACAAGGGAUCAGAUCACGUGGAGGUUGGGUGGCGACCGUUCCUCCCAGGUCUGAAAUAUGAGGUGAUCGACUCAGCGUACAUCUCCCUCUACACAGAUGAGUCCAGUCUGAAGAUGAACAGUGUGGAACACAUCCCUCAGACAUUGGCCAGUCACGUCCGUCUCCCAGCGGAGUUUCGGCCACAGGGUCUGGAGGGAGCCACAGUCACACUGCAUGGAGCUGAUAUGCUAAAGCCAGACCCCAGGGACACUUUUUACAGCACCCCAAUGAUUGACCCUGCCCGGCUGCAAAACGUUCUUCCAGCCUGUCUCUACUCUCCAACCUAUGUGGUCAAAGAUUUUCCCAUCGCCAGAUACCAGGGCCUUCAGUUUGUCUAUCUCUCUUUUGUUUAUCCUAAUGACUUCACACGUCUCACCCACAUGGAACGGGAAAACAAAUGUUUCUACAGAGAGUCCCCUAUCUACUUGGAGAAAUUCGGUUUCUACAAAUAUAUGAAGAUGGAUGAGGAAGAAGAUGACAGACCGUUCUUUUUCCCAAACCCAGAUGAUUUUCUCGAGGAAGAGGAGGUGGUGGACACGGAUGACGAGGCAGAGAUCGUUGGCACACAGUCGCCCAGAAAACCCUCUCAUCCAAGUCUGUCCAGCCAUAUGUAUAACAUUUCCAAUCAGCACUCAAAAACCGGGGCCCCACCAGCUGGGCGAGAAGAUGGAAAAGAUGAGGUAGACCCCGAAGAAAAAGAAGAAGAAGAAGAAGAGAAAGAGGGGGGAGAGGUGGACAACAUCGUGCUCUACAGAAAAAGAAAACGAUCUUCAAUCAGAGAUAGGCAGCUGGAAAGGGUUCUGGACAGAGACUGGGGAAGAGAUCAUACCCAUGGAAGUAUUAGACAAGAUACUGGGAAGGGACUUGAGGAUGACCGACCCAUUGCUCUGCUGCCAGAUAUGGACAUGGUGGUCAGGGGUCGCUCUUUGUCCUGGGUCUAUACCGGUCCUUCAGACCAAGACCUGAGCAAGAAAGCCAAAGCCCUAGGCGGGGGAGGAGAUCCUGAGGCGCCCCCUAAAAUCAGCAAGUCUUCGCUCCUUUUCCCUCAAAAGUCCUCCCUCUCUGCGCUCGCCAGCAGAGCAAAGCAGAUCCUCAGCAACUCCGCCCAUAGCAAUCACCCCCGUAAUAACAGCAACAAGCCUGUUGGGAGUAAAAAGGAGAAGAGGGAGGAGAGCAAGAUCUACAUCACCAGGCCUCGCCCUGCAAAGGAGAGAGAAAAAGAAAGGGAACAGCGUCGGGAGAGGAGGGAGGAGAGGGCAUCUCGACAUCCUAGAGAGGUUUUCCCAGGAGUCUUUUUGUACCAAACCGGGAAGACCACAAGACUGGUCAACCUGGGUCAAAGAAGACAUGGUGGGAGAGGUGGGACAGGGGUUAGGCACCUUAUUGGUGCUCCUCAACUUUGGCUCAAUCCUCCCACAAGGGAAAGUAAGGCAUCAACACACAAUAAAAGUCUUAACAUACAGAGUGAAACUGCAGAGAAGCCUGGAAACAAAGCCGCAAUAGCAAAACAGGCAGAGAAAAUCAAGAGGAAGGGGGAAUCCCGAGAUUUAAGGACUACUGUCACAGCUGACCUGCCCGGUAAAAGAGACUUCCAGCUCCCUUUGUCCUACCACCAAGAGUCCGCUCCCACCCCAGCCUCUGAGACAAAGUUAGGUUAUACAGAAAACACAAUCCACAGUCAGUUACGGGUCACCUCUUACCUUAGGACCUCUGAGAUUACAGAGUCGCAGCAUCAUCCGAACCCAGACAUUGAUCAAGAUACAAACCCCUCUAAUCCCGACCCUGAUCCAGAGCAAGAGCUGGAACCAGAGGAGGGAGAAAUGUCGGACUACAGCUACGAGGAGGUCGAGGUCCGGCCUGGUUGGGCAGAGGAGAGCAUCAACUGGCAGAGGACGUUCUCGGUUAAUCCGAUGGACUUUGAGCUACUGCGGUCGGACUGGAAUGACCUGCGCUGCAAUGUGUCUGGCAACCUCCAGCUGGGGGAGAGCGAAGUGGUGGAUGUGCUGGCACAGUACAUGGAGAAACUCAAUGAACGCAAUGGAGGGAUCUACACCCUGUUGAGAAUCAUCAAUGUGGAGAAGCGGCGCGAUUCGGCGAGGGGGAACCGCUACCUGGUAGAGCUGGAGCUAAUGGAGAGAGGCCGCAGCGUGGUGCGGCUUUCGGAGUACAUUUACCUGCUGCUGCAUCGUGGAAGGCAGGGAGAGGAAAGCGUGGAGAACACCGACACGGCUCCAGCCUCCGCGCCGGCGCCGCCUCCCUCCGCGUCCGCAACCAGCUUCACCACCCAGCAGCCGUCCCCUUCCACCAGGUCCUCGGUGCGGCCUGGAGCGACCCCGUGGAGCACCGCUUACGCCAAACCUCUUCUCUGCCAGCCUGUCAUGCUGCAGUGGAGGCGAGAUGUCAUGGUGCACUUUGUGGUGCCAGUGAAAAACCAGGCUCGCUGGGUACAGCAGUUUAUUUCUGACAUGGAAAAUCUUCACCGGCAAACAAAGGACGACAACUUCAGCAUCAUCAUCGUCGACUUUGAGAGUGAGGACAUGGAUGUGGAGCAGGCUCUCAGAGAGAGCAGUGUGCCAAAGUACGAGUAUCUCAGAAGAGAGGGGAACUUUGAGCGCUCGGCGGGACUGCAAAUCGGAGUGGACACCAUUAAGGACAGUCACAGCAUUGUGUUUCUGUGUGACCUGCACAUCCAUUUCCCUCUCAACAUACUGGAAAGCAUCAGGAAGCAUUGUGUGGAGGGGCGUCUCGCGUUUGCCCCCAUCGUCAUGAGGCUGAGCUGUGGUAGCUCACCUUUGGAGCCUGAUGGUUAUUGGGAAGUUAAUGGCUUUGGCCUGUUUGGAAUAUAUAAGUCGGAUUUUGACAAGAUCGGAGGAAUGAACACAGAGGAAUUCAAAGACCGCUGGGGUGGAGAGGACUGGGAACUUCUGGAUCGGGUGCUGCAGAACGGUUUGGAGGUCGAAAGACUACGUUUAAGGAACUUCUUUCACUACUACCACUCCAAAAGAGGCAUGUGGAACGCUCAGAACAAGAAAACUCCAAAGGGAUAGCUCUUUGCUUUGGUCAGAGCAUCCCAAAUCUCAACUGCAGACCCACUGUGUGUUACAGAGAGACCAGUAGGAGCUCACUCACUGCCUGAACUCUGCCCUUCUUCUUUUUUUUUUCUAUUUUUUUUUUUUUUUUUUUGAACAGGCUCCAAACAGACUUGUCUGUUUCCCUACUGGGUUCUGUUGCAAAUUUGUCUGGGUGAGGAAAGCGAGUCGAAAAUGGGAAAUUUGGAGGCGUCGCUCUCUCCGCAGACAGACCCGAGUCGUCACUUCGCCUCACUGACUGAACUACUGUACAGAGAAAAGUUAUUUUUGUCUUCUUUCUCUGUCGUUUUUUUGGUGCAAUUUGUUUUGGUUUUUUUUUCCAGACAGAAUGGAAAGCAGCUGAUUUAUGUUUGUAUGUGCGCGCGCAUGGUGGUCUGUAUGUGUGGGCGUGGGUCAAUAAGUGCGUGCAUGUGGGUGAGAACGUGCUGGUUGUGUGAUCGCGAGUAAAGGAAGCACCUUUUUUUCUAACAAGAUGUAAAACAACCUAAGACCUUUUUCUAACACGCUCUUACGUGAGAGCUGAAUAGAAUGUGCAUCAAAAAUGUUAUCUGUGUAUGAUUCACACGUGGAGGAGCUGUGUUUGGUACGGCAGUAUUUCUAAAUGCAUCAACUACUACCUGCUGGAUGAUGGAGGUGCCGAUCUUCGUCUUACAGCUAUAAACAUAAAACAAAUUGGGUGAAUUUUGUGUUUUUUGUAUAAAAAAAUAUUGUCAGAUACAUCAUCUUUAUAUCUCUUUCUGGAUAUCUUCAUCCUCUGGUACGUUCACACUGUUAUUUUUUUAAUGUCAAGGUUUUUUUUUUUAUUCUUCUUGAAAUUGCUUUUUAAUGUCACAAUAACAAACUGCAUUUUGGUUACAAAUGGCUCUCAGUGAGAACUCCGUUUCAGUUUACUUGGUUUUAUGCUGCUGUGGUUUAAACAGAAGGUUCAUUUAUCCUGACUGUGUGAUUUUGCAGUAACAUGCGCUGGUUCUCUUUGUUUCGUUUGAAUACACUUUAAGUUAUGAUGUUUAACCCCCUACAAACAGUGAUCCCUGUGCCCUCCCAAUUCCUAACACCUUUGUGAACUGGAAAAAGGGUCAGUAAGUGCAGUAAAAAAAAAAAAAAAA
Messenger RNA from Fundulus heteroclitus (mummichog), 6506 nucleotides. RefSeq names its product beta-1,4-N-acetyl-galactosaminyl transferase 4a (gene b4galnt4a). The transcript is spliced from 20 exons. Gene Ontology annotation, cellular component: Golgi cisterna membrane. The coding region runs from base 1513 to 5358 and encodes 1281 amino acids. NCBI's taxonomy places the organism in Eukaryota, Metazoa, Chordata, Actinopteri, Cyprinodontiformes, Fundulidae. Gene Ontology annotation, molecular function: acetylgalactosaminyltransferase activity. The record is from RefSeq and is a predicted model, not a curated record.